AUGGCACACCAAGGGGGUAAUUUGGAACAUAAUGCUCAACUGAAAAAUAUUCCUCGAGGUGGCAUUCCAACGGGUUUUAGUAACCAAGCGGGUAGAGCUCAAGAGCCUAUUGUAAAUGAGGAAGAUAUGCUAUUUGGAGACUUCAUGAACCCACCCGUAGUAGAGAAUGAAUCAAGUAUUGUCUGCCCUCCAUAUGGACAUCCAAACUUUCAACUUCGUCCGGAUGUUAUUAGUUUGUUCUCCAAUACCAUUCCAUUCUAUGGAAGGAUUGAUGAGAAUCCUCGCUCACAUGUUGCACGAUUCAUAGAGAAUGUUGGAAAUUUUAAAUAUGAAGAUGUAAAUGUGGAGGCGAUCCGGAUGAGGUUAUUUGUUCACACAUUGAAGGAUAAGGCAAGGGAAUGGCUUGAGACUCUACCGCCUGGAAGUAUAAAUAGUUGGUUGGAAUUUAUUCAAAAAUUCACAACCAAAUUCUUUCCACACGCCCGAGUAGCUAGACUCAAGUAUGACAUAACCACUUUCCAACAAUCCGAAUUUGAGAGCUUUCACAAGGCUUGGGAGAGUUUCAAGGAUAUGCUUCCAAAAUGUCCAAAUCAUGGAAUCACAAUGGGGCAACAAGUGAAUUAUUUUUAUGCUGGGUUGACUCCUUCUUGUCGUUCAAAUGUGGAUUCAUCAUCUAACGGCUCAAUUAAGAAGAAGAGUAUUCGGGAAGCAUAUGAUCUAUUUGAGGUCAUGAGUGAACAAAGUGCUAUGUGGUCGGAUAGAGGUCCACAAACAGGGGUUGGUGGAGUUCGAGAUGGUAGUUGUUUAGCAUCUACUGAGCAAGUGGCAUAUACUCAAAACUUUCAAUGCCAAGGGUAUAAUCCUUAUUCGCAAACUUAUAACCCCGGUUGGUUAAAUCAUCCAAACUUUUCUUAUGGAAAUAAUCAAAAUGUGCUUAACUCGAGGCCACAAGAGAAAAAAGAAGGUUGGGAAGAGUCCAUUGCUAAGUUGGAAAACCAUCUAUUGCAAUAUCAAGAACGCAAUGAUACCUCUUUAAAAAACUUGGAACGUCAAGUGGGUCAAAUUGCCAAGCUUAUCUCCGAAAGGCAACAUGGGGCAUUGCCUAGCAACACUGAAACAAAUCCAAGGGAGAAUGUACAAGCUAUUACCACUAGAGGUCGGGUGCAAUUGCCCGAAAUCACGGUGACACACCCUAAGGGUUAA
Molecule: messenger RNA, 1203 nt
Organism: Olea europaea var. sylvestris
Lineage: Eukaryota; Viridiplantae; Streptophyta; Magnoliopsida; Lamiales; Oleaceae
Exons: 2
Coding region: 1-1203 (400 amino acids)
Source: RefSeq, a predicted model, not a curated record